Messenger RNA from Diatraea saccharalis (sugarcane borer), 756 nucleotides. NCBI's taxonomy places the organism in Eukaryota, Metazoa, Arthropoda, Insecta, Lepidoptera, Crambidae. The record is from the annotation of a GenBank genome assembly.
AUGGUGAGAGCAAACAAAUGCGUUGUCGAUAGUCUGACAGAAGGAUUGAUAGUUGGUCGAAGUGGAGUUCGUGAUGGCAGAAGGAAGUACGACAGGCACCUACCCAGCACGAUCACCCAUGUCUGGCUCCACUACGGGACAUUCCAGCUCCAGUCAUCACAGAAACUAAAUAUCGUAGAAAAAGAGAAACGCAAGAACAACCUCAUCUUUUUUGGAAUACAAGAACUUGGCAAAACAGAAAUCGAACUGGUUGACUAUAUAAAAGACUCGAUAGAAGAUGCAGGUGUACAUUUGAACAGUCAAGAGAUCGCCAAUGUACAAAGAAUUGGUCGUUGGACGGGGAAGAAAAACCGCCCCGUAGUAGUAUCUUUCUGCUUAUGGAAAAAGCACCUAGUCAUGAAGAAUAAAACUAACUUGCCACAGGACAUCUAUAUCAAGGAAGACUUUCCCAAGGAGGUUCUCGAAAAAAGGCGCCAAUUAAAAAUUCAAGCCGAUGAAGAAAGGAAGAAGGGGAACAUUGCUUUCAUAAAAUAUGAUAAACUUAUGGUGAAAACACACUCAGAGGCAAGCCGAGACAAAAGAAAAAGAGAGGAUACCAGUUCACCAAAGGAGUCACAACAAAAGAAAACUACCACACAAACCAAAUCAGCACCGCAGCCUACCAAAACGAGUACAAACACAAUAGCGAAACCGGGAAUACUGAACUAUGUUGAGCGUACUAGAUCAGCCUCAUUAUCCGCCCUUUCAAAAAACUAA